Penicillium cinerascens is the source of this 3828-nucleotide messenger RNA. RefSeq names its product putative protein transport protein (SEC31) (gene sec31). Bases 1 to 3828 code for a protein of 1275 amino acids. Gene Ontology annotation, molecular function: structural molecule activity; protein binding. Lineage: Eukaryota; Fungi; Ascomycota; Eurotiomycetes; Eurotiales; Aspergillaceae. The record is from RefSeq and is a predicted model, not a curated record. Gene Ontology annotation, biological process: intracellular protein transport; endoplasmic reticulum to Golgi vesicle-mediated transport; COPII-coated vesicle cargo loading. Gene Ontology annotation, cellular component: endoplasmic reticulum exit site; COPII vesicle coat. The transcript is spliced from 7 exons.
AUGGUCCGUCUGAGGGAGAUCCCAAGGACGGCCACCUUCGCCUGGUCUCCUGGGGCUGCAUCGCCAUUGAUCGCCACCGGAACACGCGCAGGUGCCGUCGACGUCGAUUUCUCCAACAAGACAUGUCUUGAACUGUGGGAUUUGGGCUUGGAUCGCCAGGACGCUAGUGAGGAGCUACAGCCUAUAGCUAAGCUUGACACCGACUCUGGCUUCAAUGACUUGGCUUGGACCGAGUAUGAUGAUACGAAACGUGGUGUUAUUGCUGGUGGUUUGGAGAAUGGCUCGUUGGAUCUGUGGAACGCCGAUAAGCUGCUUGCCAACUCCAGUGAUUCGUUGAUCUCGAGAACCUCGAAGCACUCCGGCGCUAUCAAGUCCCUCCAAUUCAACCCCAAACACUCCAACCUCCUGGCAACUGGAGGUGCGAAGGGCGAGCUCUACAUUUCAGACCUGAACAAUAUCGAGAAUCCUUUCCGAUUGGGAACCAAUGCGGCUCGCACAGAUGAUAUUGAAUGCUUGGACUGGAACAAGAAGGUUGCUCACAUUCUGGUAACCGGUAGCAGUGCCGGCUUCGUGACCGUUUGGGAUGUCAAGACUAAGAAGGAGAGCCUGACCCUCAACAACAUGGGCCGCAAAGCUGUCAGCGCAGUUGCCUGGGACCCCGAGAAGCCCACCAAGCUGGUCACCGCUACUCCCCUCGAGUCGGACCCCAUGAUCUAUGUCUGGGACUUGCGAAACUCGCACGCUCCGGAGCGGACUCUCAAGGGCCAUGAAUCCGGAGUGCUCUCGCUUGCAUGGUGCGAGCACGACCCCGAUCUCCUGCUGUCCUCCGGUAAAGACAACCGCAAUAUUUGCUGGAACCCGCAAAUCGGUACCCCCUAUGGCGAAUUCCCCGUUGUCACCAACUGGACUUUCCAGACUCGCUGGAACCCGCACAACCCCAACUUCUUCGCUACCGCAUCGUUCGACGGAAAGAUCUCGGUCCAGACCCUCCAAAACACCAAGACCGACGAUGCGCAGGCCAUUGCCGACCAGAACCAGUCCCUUGACGGUGAGGACUUCUUCGCUAAGGCCCAGACACAACCCCAAGUCUCCAAGUUCUCCCUCCCGAAGCCUCCACGCUGGCUCGAGCGUCCCUGCGGUGCCUCUUUCGGCUUUGGUGGUCGCGUUGUCUCCUUUGGUGCCUCUGAGAAGGACUCUCGCUCAUCGAAAGUCAAAAUUACACCCUUCGAAGUUGAUGCGAGCGUUGGCAAUGCUACCGAGAACUUUGAGAAUGCUCUGAAGGAAGGUGACCUCCGCAGCCUUUGUGAGACUCGGGCGGCUAGCGCUUCCAGCGAGGAAGAGAAGGCUGAGUGGAAGGUCAUGCAAGCUCUGCUUUCUGACAACCCCCGCAAGGGCCUGGUGGAGUACCUUGGCUUCCAGGACUCGGCUGAUGAGGCCGCUGACAGCUUAUCGAAGCUUGGUUUGGACAAGAAGGAUGACGAGGAGACCAGCGAGUCGACCGAGAAGCCCAAGUCAAAUGCCAAAAAGCACAAGCGCCUGCAAUCCAUGUUCGAUGCAAACCCCGACAGUGACAAUUUCCUGUCCGAGCUGGCUGCGUCGAAGGGUGCUCAGACCAACAAUCCUUUCCAGAUCUUCAACGGUUCGGAAAGUGAGGCGGAGCAGAAGAUCACCCGGGCUUUGCUUCUCGGAGAGUUUGAGAAGGCCCUCGACGUGGCUCUGCAGGAGGACCGCUUAUCUGAUGCUUUCAUGAUCGCCAUCUGUGGUGGUCAGAAGUGCAUCGAGAAGGCACAGGAGUAUUACUUCUCCAAGCAGGCUGGUGGACCCAACUACAUGCGACUGCUCGCCUCCAUCGUGGGCAAAAACCUUUGGGAUGUGGUGCACAACGCCGACCUUUCGAACUGGAAGGAGGUGAUGGCUGCACUGUGCACUUUUGCCGACGAGAAGGAAUUCCCUGACCUCUGUGAUGCUCUCGGUGACCGCCUCGAGGAGCAGGUUCGCAACACUAAUGAUAAGGCCGCUCGGAAGGAUGCCUCAUUCUGCUUCUUGGCUGGCUCCAAGCUUGAGAAGGUGGUGGCUAUCUGGGUUGAGGAGCUGCGCGAGAAUGAGCAACGAGGAAUCGAUACCGAUGCGGACAACUCGACCUUUUCCAUCCAUGUUCGUGCUUUGCAGGGCCUGAUCGAGAAGGUUACUAUCUUCCGCCAAGUCACGAAGUUCCAGGAUACGGAACGCACCAAGGAUUCGGACUGGCGCCUCGGCACCUUGUACGAGAAGUAUAUUGAGUAUGCCGACGUUGUGGCCACCCACGGCCGCCUUCAAGUUGCGCAGAAGUACCUUGAUCUUGUGCCUGAGAAGCAUCCCGAGGCUGAGGUGGCUCGCAACCGCAUCAAGUUCGCCAUGAGACAGGCUCCUCAGAAGGCGCAGGCCGCGGCCACCGCAAGGACUGGCGGCUUCAAGCCUCUCCCCACUCAGCCCAGCCUUUACCAGCCGCAGCAAACCUUCACCCCGGCAGCUCCUGCGGUUCCUGCGCCAAGCGCCUACGCAUCUCCCACCCAUGCUGUUGCUCCCCAACCGCCUGUGAACCCGUAUGGUCCCCCGGCUGCCGCGCCCUCUCAGCCCCCCAACCCUUACGCCUCGAUUGCCGCUGGUGGUGCUGGCUACCAGCCCAAUGCCGGAUACCAACCGACUCAAACCAUGAGGCAACCGGCCUACGGUCCAUCGACUCCGUUUGGUGGACCGGCCGCACCCGGUGGUGUACCUCCUCCUCCGCGUGCCGGCACCCAAUCGCCGGCCACCAAUAUAACCACUUAUACCACUGCCACUGGUCUUCCUGCGUGGAACGAUCUUCCCGAGGGCUUCGCCAAGGCUCCCACAUCGCGCCGUAGCACCCCUGCCGCUACCGCGGCCAUCAGCUCUCCGUUCCCUAACCAGUCACCUCCCCUGGCCCAAGGCCCUCCGCCUCCAGGACCGCCUCAGCGGGCACCGUCUGUUCCUCCCCCUCCUAAGGCUGGAACUCUUCCCCCGCGCGUGACAUCGCCCUUGACAUCGAGCAUGGCCCCUGGACCGUCCCCACCGCCGCCUGUCAACCCGUACGCCUCCCUUCCCCAGUCCCCGCCAAUGGCGUCGGGUAUGGCUCCUCCUACGGCUUCAAUCCCCAGGGGCCCAUCGCCGUACAAUGCCCCGCCCAGCAUGCCUCCGCCCACCAACCGGUACGCGCCUAACCCAGCUGCUCAGGCUUCAAGCCCGCAAAUGCAAACUCGCGCCCCGGUGGCACCUCCUCCUCAGGGUGCUCCGUCGCCGUAUGCCCGUCAACAAGCAAGUCAGCCACCAGCGGCCAACCCAUAUGCGCCUGGCCCCGGUGCUGCCGUUCAGCCCCCUCCCAUGGCCGCCCAAGUCCCGCCUCCGCCCCAGGGGCCUCCGCAACAGGGAUCUCGUCCGCCCACGGCGCAGUCUCAGCGGGCACCUCCCCCCUCAACCCCCAAGUACCCACCCGGUGACCGCUCUCACAUCCCUGCCAAUGCCAUGCCGAUCUUCGAGAUCCUCUCAACUGAUAUGGAGCGGGUCAAGGGUCGGGCCCCGAGCUCCUUCAAGGCCCAGGUUGAUGAUGCCGAGCGCCGCUUGAGCAUCCUCUUUGACCACCUCAACAACGAGGACCUACUCAAGCCCAACACCAUCGAGGACAUGACCAACCUGUCCCGUGCAAUUCAAAACCGCGACUAUGAGACGGCCCGCAAUAUCCACGUUGACAUCAUGACCAACCGACUUGACGAGUGUGGUAACUGGAUGGUGGGUGUCAAGCGUCUGAUUAGCAUGAGCAAAGCUACUCCGUGA